ACUAUCGCCUGAGGGUUCAGGGUAUCCCCUAGUCGGGAGCUCCCGACUAGAAGCUCUUACUUGUUAAGCAUGUAAUUUGGUUUUGUUCUCGAAUUAUCCUUUGUGGUUCUUAUCGGCGCGUUGCACGUCUGGGCGCGCAAUGAAAUAGAAAAUUAAAUUUACAAAUUGCUUAACGGGCGCAUGUGCCAGGCAGGCAAGGAGUUAGACCUGGAAUCAUUCGCUGGCUGGCCUUCAGGACGUGAACAUGGCAAGUGUUGAGCGGGAGUUGGCGCAAUUUGUGGAGCAGUGCCGGAAGCAGCGGUUCAGCGAGACGGAAAUGCGCAGCAUAUGCCAGCCCCUGGCCUGGCAUGUGCGCCUAGGACAGUUGAGAUGGUGGACGCAGUGGCUCCUGCUGCCCGGACUGCUGGUUUAUCUGCUGUGGAGCUACUGCGACACGUGCGCCUGGACUGCCAGCGCCUUGGGCCGGCUGCUGCUCAUCCAGCUGUUGCCCUAUUGGAACUGGACGCCCUACUACAAUGCCAAGUGCCUGAUCGAGCGCGGGACAAUGGAGCAGCAAGUGAAGCCAAAAAUUCUGGGCAGGCACGAUACGCUCUGGGAGAACUGUGCGCUGUGCGAGCAGCUGGAGCGCAUUCCCAUUGCCUCGAAUGUCAGCUAUUCCCAGCUGGAGACGCAGCAUCUGGAGCGCGGCCUGCCCGUCAUAGUUACCGAUUGCCAGCUGCACUUGGAGCUGGAUGAGCUGCUGCUGCAGCUGCUGGAGAAGGCGCCAGAGCUGCUCGCCAGCGAGCCCUGCGAUGUCUCCAGCAAUUUGAUGCUGCGCCAGUUGUUCAACCUGGAUGCAGCCCUACAGAAGAUUCCUGCAACUGGCGCCUGGCAUCUGCAGUUCCGGAAUUGUGAGUCGAGUGCCGUGAAGGCGUCACGCCUCUAUGCUGGCAAACCCUACUAUUAUCCCCUGCAUCUGGAGCCCUACUACUCCAGCUGGCUGCUGAUGGCCCACCAGCUGCAGCGACCCCUCACCGAGAUCCAUGUGCGCGGCCUGAUCUUCGUGCAGCAGCUGAGCGGCCACUUCGAGUGGCGACUGCGUCCCAAGCAGCCCUGUGACGAGAACAUCUGCCCCAAUCUCAGCUUGCGCCUGAGCGCCGGCGAGGGAUUGGUCUACUCCACAGAUCUGUGGCGCCUCAGCUACGGCCUGCAGCAGCCCAACGUCAGCCACGCCUCGAUUGCCACAGUUUUCGAGGUCAACUGGCAGCUGUAGAGG
Messenger RNA from Drosophila montana, 1255 nucleotides. RefSeq lists its product as uncharacterized. The record is from RefSeq and is a predicted model, not a curated record. Lineage: Eukaryota; Metazoa; Arthropoda; Insecta; Diptera; Drosophilidae. Bases 245 to 1252 code for a protein of 335 amino acids. The transcript is spliced from 2 exons.